AUGACCGACGAUGAGCUGUCGCGCCUGCGUCGCGUGGCCCAGUCCCUGCUGGCAGAGGGCUCCCGGCGCAGGGAGGAGACCCUGGCCCGCUGGACCUCCUCGGAGCGCCCUGCGCUCAAGGCGCAGGCCGCCAGCCUGAAGGCCAGCGAGGCCCUGCUGCUGAGGACCGUGGAGGGUCUGGAGGCCCGCAUCGCGGCGCGCGCCCGCACCGACCUCAGCGGCCGCCCCGGCGCGGCCAACGCCACCAACGCGGCCGUCUUUUCCGGCUUCAACCCCAUCCAGAGCCGGGCAGGGCCGGACGGCGCGCCCCUGCCCAUCCCCGCGCUCGCCGCGGAGCGGGACCGCCUCCUGGCACUGGUGUCGCGCCUGGAGGCUGACGCAGCGGAGUGCCGCGCGGAGGUGCUGGCCGCCUCGCCCCGUCGGCGUGCCGCAGAGGCCGCCGUCUGGGAGACGCGGCUGGUGGCGCUGGCGGACACGCUGCGCGACAUCUGCAUCUCCGAGAUCCGGGGGACGGCGGUGGUGGAGGCCCGUCCACCCUGCGUGCCGGGGGGUGCGGCCACGCUCGUCCUGGAGGGGCAUGCGCCCAGACCCAAGGCGGUCAGCCUGCCUGGCAGCUCGGGCGCGGGGCCUGGUGCAGCUGGCAGCGGCCCGCAGGCGCCGCUGCCCCCCAUCCCCCCCAAGGCCUCCAAAAGCAAGAUGAUGGCGCUCAAGUUCAUGGCUCGCAUCGGGAGCAAGAAGGAGAAGUACAAGGGCAGCGGCAGUGCAGAGCUGGAGCUCCGACACGACGGCACCCCCCCCAAGAAGUCCAUGAAGUCCCUGGCGUCCAAGCUGCUGGGACGGAAGAGCAAGGGCGGGGCGGGCCCGGACUCCCUUUCCCGCGCCAGUCCGGGCCCUUCCUUGUACCCCGACAGCCUGGACGCACGCAGCUCGGACUAUGACGAGGAGGAGGAGGAGGGGGGCGAGGGCGACGGCAGCCUGGCCAGCACCCCCUCCGGCUCGGGGUCUGAGCUGGACAGGCGCGUGGGCCUGGGCGACACCGCCGCACACCCCGCCGCCCCGCUCACGGCCGAGCUGGUGGGCGAGAAGGGGAGCAAGGUGCCCAACCUGUCCAUCGGCCAGGCGGACGUGGAGGCCAAUGUCUUUCUGCGCCUCAGCUUCAAGUUCACGGAGGCGGAGGGGUGGCAGCCCGGGGACGAGCGCCCCCUCUUCGACGUCCAGCACCUGGAGCACCGGCUGGUGGGGAACAGCGUGCCCAUGCCUGCCAGCCUGAUCCGGGCCAUCCUCAAGACCGCCAUCCCGGGCCUCAUCCAGCGCCGCCUGCAGCUGGUCCUGCCCCGCGAGCUGGGCAGCUACCUGCUGCGCGCCGGGACGGGCGUGGCACUCACGGCCGGCGUGGACUGCGUGGGCCCUGCGCUGGCCACGCUGGACGCCGACCUGGCCUACGAGCUGUGCGGCGUGCGGAGCGCGGGGUGGGCGGCGCUGGCGCGCGCCGAGCCCGCGCUGGGGCCGCUGGACGUGCGCGCUUUCCUGGACGGGCCGCUGGCGGCGGUGCGGCGCAAGCCCGCGCGCCUGCGCGUCGCGCUCUCCUCCCUGGACGCGGCCUUCAACCUGGACGCCGCCAUCGCCGCCGCGCACGCCUACACGCGCCGCGCUCUGGAGGAGCUCUUUGUCAACGGCCCGCUGCCCAACGCCAGCGAGGGCGGCGGGGACGGCGCGACCAAGGAGGCCAUGGACGAGCAGUUUGAGCUGCUGCAGGCCUGGCAUGCCUGGGUCUCCCGCGAGGUGGGCCACUUCAAGUCCAAGUUCAGGGGCGCGGCGGCCACAGUGCUGGGGGCGGCCAACUGCCGCGGCUUCACGCUGGGGGUGGAGAAUGGGGAGUACGAGGGACCCCUCAAGCUGCACCUGCCCGUCAACAUGGAGCUGGACCCCGACGGGGCCUUCUCCUUUGACGCGCCCCUGCCUUCGCCCACCGGCAAGAUCGGGGAGUUCAUGGACAUUUUCAAGGCGCUGACGGUGCCGUCGCACCUGCGUCCGCCGGCCGCCGCCGUCAACUGGGUGCCCCUGAGCGGGGACCCCGCCCUAGACAUGGCCAUGAGGGAGCAGGUGGCCUGCGGCGUCGCCCUCAUCGCCAAGGUCCUGGACAGGCUGGGCGAGGCGGCGCAGCGGGAAGGGAGGCCGGGGAAGGAGGAAAGCGCCGCCACCGCGCUCUCCAACCCGCGCACGCUUCUGGGCGCCAGCCUCGGCCGAUUCAUUGUCAACCGACUGUCGCUGCGCGUGCGUCUGGACGAGCGCCGCAUCGCCGAGAUCCUAGAGGGCAUGGACUCGUCCACCCUGGGCGACCAGUUUGUGCCGACGGCGGGCCGGAUCCUGGGCCACCUGGGGGACGUGGCCGAGAGCUCCGACAUUAGCAGGCUACGGGCCGAGGUCCAGUCCCUGGGCUACCAGAGUGCGAUCUCCCCCGCGGGCGCGGUGCGGCUCGUGCACGCCGUGGGACGCGCUUUCCUCGCCAGCUUCAAGGGCGUGCAGGAGGGCGCGCUGGCGGCCUACACGGCGCGCAUGGAGCGCCUGUACGCCCUCUUCUCCCGCGAGGGCCUGGACCUGUCGGUCUGCUGCAGCGUGCGGGCGGGGGUGGAGGCUGGUGACGCCGUGGCGCGCCUGCGCGGGCGGGCCGACGAGGUGGCGCUGCGCGAGACCUCCCCCCUCCUCCUCACCAUGGACGUGGAUCUGGUCGCGCUGGGGCGGGCGAUGCGGGGCGACCCCUGA
Molecule: messenger RNA, 2763 nt
Organism: Auxenochlorella protothecoides
Lineage: Eukaryota; Viridiplantae; Chlorophyta; Trebouxiophyceae; Chlorellales; Chlorellaceae
Exons: 17
Coding region: 1-2763 (920 amino acids)
Source: RefSeq, a predicted model, not a curated record